UUUGCACCAUUAAAGGGUUCCAAGUCUUUGCUUUCUCCUUAUCUCUUUACUACUCCAUUGCUUGGUCUUUUUCACGCUUCUGUAUAACACACCACAUAAACGAAAAGGAGAAAUAUCUCCGGUGCUAUGCUUUUGAUUAGCAAUAUUUUCUUGUCCAAAAAGAGGACCCGACCUGCUUACUGUCACAUUCUCUCUCUCUCUCUCUCUCUCUCUCUCUCUCCUUCUCAUUUCACGAUGGAACGCGUGUUCUACUCUUAAUCAUAAGCGCCCAAUCCUCUUACCGUCCUUUUAAUAAUUGGCUUCAUCAACUGUUCUCUGAUUCUUGAUGUGAUUUCCUUUUUUCGUACUAAAAAAAUCUGCCUCCAAUCUUAUAGGGACCAGUAGAUCUCUCUCUCUCUCUCCCUCUCUCUCUCUCUCUCUCUCUCUCUCUCCCUCCCUCCCUCCUUCCCUCCCUCGUCCAUGCUAUUGAUCACAUACCCCGUAUAGAAACUGAUACGGAGCACUGAAGGUAAUUGGCUGCUAUUGGUGCAUUGAAGAUAAAGAUGGAUCGUAGUAAAUAAGUAGAAGUGAAGCCAGAAAGUCAUAUUGGAGUCUCUUUUUGACCCAGCCGCUAAUAACCAGAAUAAUAUGGAUUCAGACCCACCAUUGCACAAGGCUUACAAAACCCUCUCCGGCAAAACAGUCGACGGAAAGUUCUCCGUCCACAGCGGAAGUGCAAAUUACGAACAUGUUGCCGAUGUCGACGAAUGUGAUCUUCCGUUGAUCGACCUGACCCUUCUGGAGCUCGGCGAAGUGGAGAGAGAGGAGUGCAAGUCGCAGAUAGCUAGGGCUUCACAAGAGUGGGGCUUCUUUCAGGUGGUGAACCACGGGAUAUCGCGCGAGCUGUCGGAGAAGAUGAGGUUGGAACAAGAGAAGGCCUUUAAGCAACCGUUGGAGAACAAGUACCUGAAAUUCUCAGCUGGCAGUUACCGUUGGGGGACACCAACCGCCACUUGCCUAAAGCAGUUGUCGUGGUCCGAAGCUUUUCACGUUCCCCUCAACAAUAUUAUUAAUUCCGGCGCGGGUAACGAUAAUGGUCUCAAUACUCUCAGCUCAACAAUGGAAAAGUUUGCUACGACAGUUUCCAGUUUGGCGCUGAAACUAGCAGAAAUUUUAGCAGAGAAAUUGGGUCACGACUCAACUUUCUUCCAAAAAAAUUGUCUGCCAAGCACUUGUUACCUUAGAAUGAACCGAUAUCCGUCGUGUCCCGUGCCAUCGGAGGUGUUUGGUCUGAUGCCACACACAGACAGUGACUUCCUCACCAUACUUCUUCAGUUUCAAGUUGGAGGGCUGCAAUUAGUGAAAGAUGGCAAAUGGAUUGCAGUUAAACCUAAUCCAGAGGCUCUAGUUAUUAACAUUGGAGACUUAUUUCAGGCAUGGAGUAACGAUGUUUACAAGAGUGUUGAACACCGAGUUGUCACAAAUGAGCAAGUGGAACGCUUCUCUACUGCUUAUUUCCUAUGUCCAUCAUACGAUACCGUUAUAGAGAGUUGGUGUGAGCCUUCUGUCUACAAAAAAUUCAGCUUUAGAGAGUAUAGACAGCAGGUCCAAGAGGAUGUUACCAAGUUGGGUUUCAAAAUAGGGCUUCCUAGAUUUCUUGUAUAAGGCGCACAGAGCCAUAUAUACAUAUACAUACAUAUAUAUACAUACAUAUAUAUAUAUAUAUAAGAAUUUUGUUAGAUAUUGUCAACGUCUAGGCUAUGUGGGGUAAGGUAUUUUCUUUAAAAGAAAAAAGUAUAUAAUAUAGAAUUAUGUAAUAAGGUUGAGUUCAAUUAUUAGGUGUUUACUUAACGAG
Molecule: messenger RNA, 1834 nt
Organism: Morus notabilis
Lineage: Eukaryota; Viridiplantae; Streptophyta; Magnoliopsida; Rosales; Moraceae
Product: gibberellin 2-beta-dioxygenase 8
Exons: 5
Coding region: 628-1644 (338 amino acids)
Source: RefSeq, a predicted model, not a curated record